GUCCAAAAGUUCCUUUUGAAAAGAGGCGGUCACUAACCAAGUGCACGGAACUGGUUCAUCUCCGCGGUGGGACACUCAGCUAUUGUGCGUGUUGGGGAGGGAACUCGAAAGUCUCAGCUUUGUUAUACUUCAAUGAGAGGACGCGGAAGUAAACAGUCUUUAACGGAUUUGUUUUAUUUAACCUUUAUGAUUUUACGAAUAUGACGUUUUCCUUUUGAUGCGAACUUGCGAAAUUUUGACUGAAAUUAUGAUCUAGUAGGCAAAGCCCUGUCUGGCUGCGUAAAUUUCCCGGCCUCUUGUGACUGUCAACGCGUGGCUCUUUACAUGAGAUAAAGGUAAACAUUAACACAUGGUGAAUGCUACGAACUACCGAAACAAGAAUUGUUCUCUCCUCAGCUUCGUGACAGAAGACCGACUGCAGUCAUUUUGCAUCCCUAUUCCAACUCUUUGACCCUUCCACCGCUCGCCAUGGAAGCCACAGGAAAGUACGAGUUUAAUGCUACGGCUGAGGAUGAGCUGAGCUUCCGAAAGGGAGACAUCCUGAAAAUUCUAGGUAGUCAAGAUGAGUGGUUUAAGGCAGAGCUGCAUGGACAGGAAGGCUUUGUGCCCCAAAACUACACUGAGAGACAAACCCCAAGCUGGUUCAAGGAGACGGCAAGCCGCAGCUCUGCUGAGGAGCUCCUGAUGUCUAGGGAGGUGGGGGGAUUCCUGAUCCGUGGCAGUCAGAGCUCCCCUGGAGAAUUCUCCAUCUCUGUCAGACAUGAGUUUGACGUGCAGCAUUUCAAAGUGAUGAAGGACAGCAAAGGCCACUACUUCCUGUGGUCAGAGAAAUUCACUUCCCUCAACAAGCUGGUGGACUUCUACAAGAACACCUCCAUCUCCAAGACACGGGACAUCUACCUUAGAGACGGUAGUCGGGAUGACCAGAGCCCAUCCGCACCCCAACCGUUGAAGAGGGGGAGUCUACCUGAGGAGAGGAGCUAUGGGGCCCCUACUGCAGCCAUGUCACACCGCAGGGCCUCAGACCUUCCUCACAGUCAGCAGAGUAAGAGACCUGGGAUGGAGGUGAGGGCUCACACCAUAGGCACCCCUGGUAGAAACACCCCCCUAACCUCUCUCCCAGCCCCCCAAAGGACAUCUGAAACCAUGCCUCAUCCACAGAGGGCAGUCAUACAGGUGAAGGCAGUGUACGACUUCACAGCGGAGGAAGGGGACGAGCUUGGCUUCCGUGCAGGUGAUGUCAUUGACAUUUUGGAUCACUCUGAUCCAUCGUGGUGGAAAGGAAGAUUGCGGGGUAAAAGUGGUCUGUUCCCUGCCAACUAUACCACACCAUUAUGAGGAAAGCUUAGAGAGAGAGAGAAGUCGCUCUUUGGGCUUCUCCAAUCAUAUGGACUGUGAUGAUAAGAGUCGGGCAACACACAGAAACUUCAGCAGCUGGUGCUCAGCAUGAAACAAAUGACAUACCUAAAUGACAUUGAUUUAUAAGCAGAGGCGGACUUACCAUUAGGCAGAAGAGGCAAUUGCCUCAGGCCUCACAUCAUCAAGGUGCCUUGUGAGCUGGGCAUAAUAAUAAAAUACUAGCAAUCUUCUUUUUUUCCCAAUAAUGUCUCUGCAUGAGACCUCACAACUGGUUUAUAAUAAUGGACUAUUCCACCUUGACAGAGUUCCUGUGCAUUGUUUCACGCGAUAUGAUUGCAAAUUUGACUUUCAUUGUAAUUAAGCUGUAUCAAUUAGACGCUUUCACAGCGGGGCAGAGAAAUGUGCAAUUAACGCAACCAGUGAAAAUAAAAGGAAAGAAAGAAGAUUUAACAGAAAAAUGUUGUAAGUUAAUCCAUUUCUUUAGUCAAAAGACAAGUGCUGCUUGUAAUACUGGCAUUGUCAUCGAGGCAGAAGAAAUGUAUGUGUAGACAAUGUAUCUGAUGUAAUCUGGCCAAACAGAGCAUGGCAUGUCAUUCGCUUUUUGGCCAGACAGAAUCAGAUACAUUGGAACCAUAUAGAAAGACAGGGGCGUUGUUUGGCUCACUAGGAUAAUCGGAUCAUCUCCAGUGAAAUGUUGUUUGGCUCACUAGGAUAAUCGGAUCGUCUCCAGUGAAAUGUUGUUUGGCUCACUAGGAUAAUCGGAUCGUCUCCAGUGAAAUGUUGUUUGGCUCACUAGGAUAAUCGGAUCGUCUCCAGUGAAAUGUUGUUUGGCUCACUAGGAUAAUCGGAUCAUCUCCAGUGAAAUGUUGUUUGGCUCACUAGGAUAAUCGGAUCGUCUCCAGUGAAAUGUUGUUUGGCUCACUAGGAUAAUCGGAUCGUCUCCAGUGAAAUGUUGUUUGGCUCACUAGGAUAAUCGGAUCAUCUCCGGUGAAAUGUUGUUUGGCUCACUAGGAUAAUCGGAUC
This is a messenger RNA of Oncorhynchus nerka (sockeye salmon), 2382 nucleotides long. Its product is annotated as growth factor receptor-bound protein 2-like. The record is from RefSeq and is a predicted model, not a curated record. Gene Ontology annotation, molecular function: phosphotyrosine residue binding. The transcript has 9 exons. Gene Ontology annotation, biological process: signal transduction; regulation of MAPK cascade. Gene Ontology annotation, cellular component: nucleoplasm; plasma membrane; cytoplasm. Bases 469 to 1338 code for a protein of 289 amino acids. NCBI's taxonomy places the organism in Eukaryota, Metazoa, Chordata, Actinopteri, Salmoniformes, Salmonidae.